UUAAUAAAAAAAAAACAAUAAUAUUGUGAUAAAUAAUUUUUGGUGGUCUUAAGAAAAUGUAUAAUAAUUAUUAAUAUUAUCAUAACAAAAUAAAAAUUGAUGGUCUAAAAUAUUUGGUGGUCCCAUUUUUUUAACCUUAAUCGCUUAUCCUCUAGAUCGAGUCUCAUGACUCAUCUUAGCUAAAGUCAUGAAUGAUACCAUAGUAUUAAAAAUAUAAAGAAAGUUUGGCUUUAACGUCAAGGAAUCUACAAAAGUGUGUGAAUUUGAUUUGCUCCGUAACUCCUGUUAACCUAAUCAAUUGAAAAUUAAUUAGCAUGGUUAAGAAAAUCAUUCAAAGAAAACAAAAUCAAAAUGUUGGGGGCACUUAGAAGAAGAAGUGGACUAAUGGAUUAGAUAUGUAUCCACCUUUGCAUCUCCAUCAUCCUCAUCAUCAUCAUCAUCAUCAUCAUCAAUUCAACAGCAUCAUCAUUAUCAUCAUCAGCUACCUUUCUACUUUGUCCGUUUCACAACUGACUUAUCUUCUCUCUCUCUCUUCCAUGUGAUAUACACUAAGCUUGGCUCCUUCUGCCUUUAGCUGUUCCUGUCUAAACGUCCGUACGUCCAAGUUUCUUCUGUUUUCAUUCUUUCUCAGGAUGCUUUUGUGCUCUCUUGUCACUUGUCAAACACACCUAUAAGAUCUUUGUCUAAUUCCAAAGAAGAUGGAAGCAUCCAAAAGUAAUUUUCUUGUAGAGGUGAACAACAUUGAGAAGCAGCUAUGGACAUUAAUCCACACAAAGGGUAUACUGCAUCCAGAUGUUUCAGAGCUAUACACAAAAGCAGGUUCGACCUACGAGCAAAUCUUCAAAACCAAUCUCCAGCAAGAAGAGCUUCAAGAAGUAGAGUUCUGUCUCUGGAAGCUUCACUAUAAACACAUCGACGAGUUUCGCAAAGGCCUCAAAGCAGAUGAUCCUUCCAAGUCAAACACUCAUAUGAAAGCAUUCAAGCUGUUUCUGUUGAGAGCUGCAGAGUUUUACAGGAAUCUGAUUUCUAAAGUCAGAGGAUAUUACUACAAGGGGCUCUCUGAGGAAUCUGGAGGCAAAAGCAGAUUCUUAUGCCAUCGUUUCUAUAUCUGUCUUGGAGAUCUAGAAAGGUAUAGAGAACAGUAUCUGAAAACACAUGGACAUUGUGAUUGGUCAACUUCAGCUACUUACUAUCUUGAAGCUGCAAAGUCUUGGCCUGAUAGUGGCAAUCCUCAUAACCAGCUAGCUGUAUUGGCCACUUAUGUUGGUGAUGAGUUCUUGGCUCUGUACCACUGUGUGAGAAGCUUAGCUGUGAAAGAACCUUUUCCUGGUGCUUCUAACAAUCUUCUUUUGUUGUUUGAGAAGAACAGGUCUUCUCAUUUGCAGUCUCUAUCUACUGAUGCAGAGUUUAACUUCUUAAACCCAUCAGAGAGAAAUGUCACUGUGAAAGCAAAAGGAGAAUUAAAGACUGGAAGUGAUUUAUGGACACUGGUUGUUAGAACAAUUAGCUUCUUCUUCCUUAAAUCCAGUUUGGAUGAGUUUGGUUGCACAUUUGCAUCAACUAUAAGAGAAUUGGAUGCAGCAUUUGCAGUGGAUGAUAGAAACCUAGAAGCCAUGUUGGAGUCUUAUCAAGUUAUGGACCCCGCGAGAAAGGGACCUUAUAGAAUCAUCCAACUUGUUGCGGUUUUCGUCUUCAUCUUCCACAACUUAGCCGAGUUUAAUGCACCAGACAACGUGAAAGAGGAAGCAAAGCUUACAAACUUAGCAUUAACAAUGGUGUUCAUCGUCAUGGGGCGAGUUGUUGAGAGGUGUUUGAAGACUAGUCCCUUGGAUUCUUGCCCUCUCCUACCUGCUCUACUUGUAUUUCUUGACUACUUACCGUUUCUACUUCACAAGGAAGAAGAAUGCAGGCUUGAUGAGAAGAGCGAGAUUGCGAUAUCUUACUUCUUUAGCAAACUUGUUGAUUUCUUGAACCGCUUAAAGGUGAAAGGACAAAACUGUUCUGCUAAGGUGAUGGUAGCUUUUUGGGAGGAUCAUGAACUAAGGUCCUUGGCUCCUCUGGCUCCUGUGCAUUUACUUCUAGAUUUCACAAGUCAUAUGGAACUAAGAGAGAGUUUUGAGAGAGGCAAAGAACUUCGUCUUCAACGGAUUAUCAAUUCCGCUAUUGAGAUCACAAGUAAGCAGAAGUGGUUAUUCUUUGACAAGCAAGGGGCUCGUUUCUACACAGCUUCAGGUGAAAGACAACGCAAAGAAGAGCUCUUUCACAGAAAACGUGUUACUAUAGGAAACGUUGAGAUCAUCCCUUGUGUGAGUGAAAGAGCUGUGCCUGCAGAAGAGGAAGAAGUCAUUCUUCUCAAGCCGCUCGUAAGGUGUCAAUCAGCUCCAAUCUCUUCUUCUAGCAUUGCAACGAAGCCACUCUGCUCUGAUAACACAAGUUCAGGAAACCAAACAAUAACUUCAUCUGAUGAAAGCCUAAGACGUACCUCAUCAGUCAUUGUGAGCCAUAGCGCACAGGAUACUAACUCUGGAAGCUUCAGCUUCACGCAAGGUCUUAAGAAUACAGAUCAGCAUCUAGAAGAAGAGAUAGUCUCAGAAAGACCUCCAUCACUGAGCGCUUGGGUAGUUGACAAGAGUAAAGAGAAAAGCAAGCCGAAUGGUUUGAGCCCUAUUGAUGAAACAGGUCCUGUGACAUCCUUUGAUAGUCUCUCAGUUAGUAGCACUACAGAGCAUCCUGCUUCUUCUUAUUCACCUCCUACUCCGUCUGCUCCAUUACUGCCUGAAGACGCUUCUUGGUUUCACAAUGGUGUUAAUGUGAACAAAGCAGAGCAGACAAGAUAUAUGGAACCCACUGCUUUCAUGAAGUCAUACACAAACCCGCCAUUUGUUGGUAUUUCUUCUUCUGAAUGGUUACGUAGAUACAGAGAAAGUCAGAAUCCUGGACCAGCCUAUUCUUACCAGGCUCAGGGGACAAACAAUUUGAGAAACUUCCUGGCUCAUGGAUCACCCAAGUUCAGUCUCUUAGCUAGGUACGGGACACCAAAUGAUCAAUCAAUGGUGUCUUCAGAAAACUCAAUGUUUUAUCCUCAGCUCCACAUGGAAGAAGCCCAUGAACCUAGAGGACAAAAGUUGUGCAAGGGUCAACAAAGCACAAAGGAGGCUUACGGCUUCAGUGAUGACCCUGGACCGUUUCUUCGGUACUUGAGAGAGAAAGAGCUCAAAGAGAAUGGUCAGAGGUUAAGAGAACCUUCUCCUGCAUACAUGAACAACUAGAGAUGCACAAGUGAGUAAAGGAAACUGUCCCAAUUUGGCAAGUUGUAAACUACCUUUAGUCAUCGUCUUGUUUCCUUGUAUUUGUUGCUCAAUUUUGCAAGAGAAUGUUUUCUCGAGUUGUAACAAACAUAUCAAGAAAAAGUUUGGUUGUAGAUAAACAAACAAAGUAAACUUCAAAAGUUUUGUAA
Brassica rapa (field mustard) is the source of this 3457-nucleotide messenger RNA. RefSeq names its product protein SMG7L. Gene Ontology annotation, cellular component: telomerase holoenzyme complex. Gene Ontology annotation, molecular function: telomeric repeat DNA binding; telomerase RNA binding; protein binding. Gene Ontology annotation, biological process: nuclear-transcribed mRNA catabolic process, nonsense-mediated decay. The record is from RefSeq and is a predicted model, not a curated record. Lineage: Eukaryota; Viridiplantae; Streptophyta; Magnoliopsida; Brassicales; Brassicaceae.